Molecule: messenger RNA, 7020 nt
Organism: Penicillium canescens
Lineage: Eukaryota; Fungi; Ascomycota; Eurotiomycetes; Eurotiales; Aspergillaceae
Product: type I polyketide synthase
Exons: 9
Coding region: 1-7020 (2339 amino acids)
Biological process (GO): secondary metabolite biosynthetic process; fatty acid biosynthetic process
Molecular function (GO): 3-oxoacyl-[acyl-carrier-protein] synthase activity; phosphopantetheine binding; fatty acid synthase activity
Source: RefSeq, a predicted model, not a curated record
AUGCCCGGCCGACCGACCGCGACCUCGCCCAACCCAGAAAUGGAGGGAAUUGCAGUCAUCGGAAUCGGGUGUCGCUUUUCUGGAGGUGCAACAUCCGUCGAGGAUUUCUGGCAGAUGCUAUGUGAGGGACGUACUGGACACGGAACUAUUCCUUCAAGCCGAUAUGAAGCUUCUGCCUGGCAUCAUCCGAGUCAUGAUCGCAAAGGCGCGAUCAAUCAUGACAGCGGAUUCUUCCUAGAAGAAGAUCCCUCCCGCUUUGAUGCACCCUUCUUCUCUAUUACCGCCAAGGAGGCAGCGGGAAUGGACCCAGCACAGCGUUUGCUGCUCGAGGUUGCAUAUGAAACUUUUGAGAACGGCGGUAUUCCAAUCGACUCACUUCCAGGGAGUAACACAGCAGUGUAUUCCGGGUCAAUGACCAAUGAUUAUGAGCUAUUAUCAACUAGAGAUAUUUAUGAUAUGCCUCAUAACUCGGCAACUGGAAAUGGAAGGACUAUGCUGGCAAAUCGGUUGUCAUGGUUCUUCGAUCUCCAAGGCCCCAGUAUCAUGAUGGACACUGCGUGUUCCUCAAGUUUGACUGCGGUGCAUCUAGCAGCCCAGUCUCUACGUUCUGGCGAGUGCGGAAUGGCACUAGUGACCGGAGCCAGCCUAAUUUUACACCCUAAUUUCACACAAAGGCUCUCCUAUAUGCAUAUGAUGAGUGCAGAUGGCACAAGUCACUCAUUCGAUGAGUCUGCAAAUGGAUAUGGCCGAGGAGAAGGUAUUGGCGCAGUGCUUUUAAAGCCUCUCAGUGCAGCUUUGGCCGACGGAGACAACAUUCGAGCCGUCAUCCGGGGUACAGGGAUUAACCAGGAUGGUCGCACCCCUGGAAUUACCUUGCCAAGCCCGACAUCACAAGCAAACUUGAUCCGUUCGACAUAUGAGCGGCAUGGAAUUUCAAUGAAAGAUACUGCAUACUUCGAAGCACAUGGGACUGGUACGCCGGUCGGAGAUCCCAUAGAGCUGUCUGCUGUUGGGAUGACUUUGGGGGAGGCACGGUCAGCAACCGAUGAGCCGAUAUACGUAGGCUCCGUGAAGACAAACCUCGGUCACACCGAAGGAGCUGCAGGUGUGGCUAGUUUGAUCAAGGUCGUUCUCUGUUUGGAAAAGGCCACAUUGGUACCGAAUGCCGGCUUCAAAAACAUUAACCCAAAGAUCCGUCUCGACGAUUGGCGUCUGCGCCUGAGCGACAAAACGAUACCUUGGCCAGAUCAUCUGCCACAACGGGCCAGUAUUAACUCAUUUGGAUUUGGUGGAUCAAAUGCGCACGUCAUCAUUGAGAGCACCAAAGAAGCCUUCAGGGGAAAUGACGAAGACAGAGAGCCUCCUCCGCGUGUUGUGGUUUUUUCUACUUUUGACCAAGCUGGCAUUGACCGACUGGGUCAAAAUUGGAGCAGCUUCGUCCAACGUAAGCAAAAGGCUGAGCAAGAGAUCCCAAUCAAAGAUCUUGCGCAUACGAUGCUGAAUCGCCGUUCCCAAUUGGGCUUCCGCAGCUUUGCAGUUGCCAACACAGGGGAUCAGCUUGGGGAGAUCCUGGAAAAAGGGCUUCCCAAGUUUGCUCGAGCCAGUCGCAAGGUUCACACGCGAAUUGCCUUUGUUUUCACCGGUCAGGGUGGCCAGUGGGCUGGCAUGGGCCGUGAGCUUUUGAGGACUGUAAUCUUCAAAGAAAGCAUGGCGCGCUCACAAGAGAUUCUUUCAUCUAUGGGAUGUCCCUUUAACAUUUUUGAGGAGAUUCGAGCCGAAGCAAAGGACAGCCGUAUCAACCGACCUGACCGCAGCCAGCCUAUAACUUGUGCCUUGCAGAUUGCGUUGGUAGAUCUUUUGGCCAGCUGGUCCGUUUAUCCCAACGCAGUUGUUGGUCACUCCAGUGGUGAGAUUGCUGCCGCCUAUGCUGCUGGGUAUCUUUCCCACGCAGAUGCCAUGCGAGUCGCAUGGUUCCGCGGCUUCUUUUCGCAGCAGAUUGCUGAGAGUGACAAACGGGGAGGCAUGCUCGCUACUGGAAUCUCGGCAGCAGACGCACAGAAGUAUCUCGAUGAACUUCCACCGAGAUCGGUCGUUGUUGCCUGCGUUAACAGUCCUGCCAGUACAACACUUUCAGGUGACGUGGACCUUAUUGACCAGCUUGAAGUAAGGCUACAGAAGGAUGGUCACUUUGCCCGAAAACUGCGCAUUGACACAGCUUAUCACUCCCCCCAUAUGGAAGAGUUAGUUGGGGUGGUUGGAAACGCCAUCGAGUGCAUCAAGCCGGAAGAUCGACACAAUGGCUCGAUUCCCAUGCUUUCAUCUGUCACAAAGGAGCGUGUCCAUUCUGCAGAGCUUGGUGGAUCAUAUUGGGUUCGAAACAUGGUCAGCUCGGUUGAAUUCACCGCCGCAGUCUCGCAACUCGCAAACCUUAGCGAGUCUAACAAGGCUCGCCGACGGCCGGUCCCUAUCAAAUGGACCUCGCUGGUUGAGAUUGGCCCUCACACAGUGCUCAAGGGACCAGUCACUCAGAUCUUGAAAUCUGUCAAUCCAAGCAUGGCAUCUCUCCCCUAUCACUCGUUGGUUGCGCGUAGCCAACACGCUUUGCGAACGUCGCUCGAAACUGCUGGCUCUCUUUGGAGCACAGGACAUGAUGUAGACCUCGCUGCAGUCAACAGUAGUGUUGAUAGCACAACGCCAACAGUUGUUUCUGAUCUGCCUUCAUAUCCUUGGAAUCACCAAACAUCAUUUUGGCACGAGCCGCUGGAGACAACGCAGCUGAGACAGCGCAAACAUCCGCGUCAUGAUAUUUUGGGUGCUCCCUGGACUACCAAAAUGCCUUGGAGCCACGGUGGAGGAACUUCUUGCGCCUCCGCGGGUAUGCUUGUGAUGGCCACUGAGGCGGCACGGCAGCUCGCCGAUGAUCAAGCCAAGGUGAAAGGAAUCGAGUUCCAGGACGUUCGCUUUAUGCGCGGAGUAGUGAUUCCCGAGGAAGACCGAGGCUUGGAAACCGUUCUUCAGGUCUCCCCUCACCCAGGAAUACCGGGCUGGUAUCAAUUUGGUAUCUUCUCUCUUCCAUCCGGGGGAUCCUGGAUUCAACACGCGAAGGGUGCAUUCACCAUGCGAUACGAGAACCGAGAAGAUGAUGAACUUACUGCAAACUGGGAAGCCGCUGUGGCGCGCAUCAAGGAAACACAGUCAACUGCGCAAAAGGCCGAUAUUGGGCAGGCCUACCAAUGGUUAUCUCAUACCGGAGGUCUGACAGUCGGCCCUUCCUUCAAGACUAUCACAGGCGUCUCAUUCUGUGAAUCAGAGCCCCGUCUGUGGCUAUCUGGUGUUGUCACAGAAACAAAGCAAGCAAUGCCCCACGAAAUGGAGACGCCCAGUUUCAUUCACCCCACAACACUUGAUUGCCUCUUUCAGUCUGCCCUUCUAUCUUGUUCCGAGGCUCUGUCGAGCAGCAACGCCAACAUCCCCGUCGGAGUGGACCAUAUCUAUAUCGCCGAUGCCUUCCAGCCACAAUCAGGUGAGCAGUUUGCUGUCCACACCGAAACUCAGUGGCGAGAUGGCAAGUCCCGAUCUAGGUGUAUUGCGUCAGAUCCUUCCUGGACACAGCCCUGGAUCACAUUCGAAGGUGUUCACCUUGGCCGACUUCCCUUCAAUCCCAACUCGCAAAAGCAAGAGCAAGUCAGCUCUGACAGCAGAUAUUCUUCCAUUGUUUGGGAUGAACACUUGGAGUCACCCAUCGUCACUGGUCGAACCCCGUCUGACGGGAACAAAGGAACGGUUGUGGAAACCAGCGAUUUGCAGCUGGGAGACUGGAUCAAGCGCAUGUGCCAUACAAACGGAGAUGCCAAGGCGUUGAUAACGACCGCGAACACAAGUUAUUCGUGGGUCGAAGACCUGGAGAUGGCACCAGGUGCCGGAAAGCGACCAUGUCUAGGAAAGCUCACGGUUGCCUUGUGUGGCUCCAAGGAUGAAGAGAAGACCGACGCCCAGAAGAACCUCAUAGGAACUCAGGUUGUGCCCCUCAAUGCACUUGCCGAACUUCCAUCCUCAUCCCUUGCCGAACAGACAUUUGAUCUUGUCGUUAUCGACGAGCUCAGUCUGUGGGAAGGCAAAACCCUACAAGCGAUUGCUUCGCUCCUUCCCACCAUUCUUGAACACGGAGGCUUCGCAGCAAUGCGCGUCUCAGAUGAGAACAUUGAAUCUGCAGUCGAGACGUUGCAGCGAGUCAAUGGUCUGGACGUCCACAGUAUGACUGAGGAUCGCAACUUUGUCAUCACACGCAAGAUGCCCGUCCAAUGGGCCACAGACUCGGAGAUCUAUAUCUUGAGUCCAACAGACAAGUCCAACUCUUUCCCCGUGUUUGACCACCUGGAGAAGAUCUUCGCAACCCAUAAUGUUCGCCUAGUCUCUGUUGGAUUAGACCAGGUGCCUGCAUUGGAAAAUAAGACUGUGAUUUCGUUGCUGGAUUUGGCCGGCCCCUGGGUAUCCGAGUGGGCGGCCGAUGAUCUGAGGCAUCUCCAAGAGCUAAUCCGUGCACAAUACGUUCUUUGGAUCUCACCAUUCUGGGGUCAAGGAGGCGUUGAAAACAUAGGAUCAGGUGCUACGGGCGGUCUUCUGCGGACACUUCGCAACGAGCAUUGGAAUACUACUAUUCCACAGCUUCUUGUGGAUGCCGAAGAUUUGCAAGACCAAUUCGGACUGGCUUGUGGGAUAUUGCAGGUCAUGCAGCUUACCACGCAGCAAAACUCACGACGUCCAGACAUGGAGUAUCGUCUCUCCAAUGGUCGACUUUUGAUCCCACGUGUCCUUGAGACAUCUGCAGUGGAUGAGGCUAUGCAGACACUGGUCAAUGGUCCCAAGCCUGUACUAGCAGAUCUGGCACUGGACCCGAGGCCCCUUGAAUUGAAGAUCGAGGACACAAACCGUGCGCACUGGGCGGAGCAACAAGUUCCAGAAGGGCAACUUCCACCAGAUCAUGCCGAGAUCAAGGUUGAGAUGGCCACAAUUUUUGACCUGAAUGGUGAACUGGGCAAGACGCCAGAGACUGUUCUCCCAAUGAUUGAGGUUUCUGGAAAGGUCAUCCAGAUUGGAUCAGGGGUGAACGAUCUCAACAUUGGUGACAAAGUUCUGACGCUGUCCUCUGCAAAGUUUGGGCUUUCCACGAAGAUCCGCGUGCCGGAGAGUGACACUAUCAGAAUACCAGCAAACACAGAUCUCGCACAGGCUAUCUCAACUCCUCUCGCGUAUCUUAACGCGUAUCAAAUCCUCACCGAAGUGGGUCGCCUGCGCUCGAAUUCCUCCGUCCUUUUGGUUGGGUCAAUCAGCCAAACUCUUCGAGCCAUGAUUGACUACGCGCUUGCCAUGGAUAUGCAUGUUAUCGUGGCUACUGAUUCCCAAUAUACUUCUGAUGUUCUCUCCUCACGCUACCCAAGUCUACAGGAUCGGAUCCUUGGUAUUCACGGCAGCCUGGAAGCAAGUGUAUCUCGGCUGACCAACGGAAGUGGUGUUGAAGCUGCCAUAGGCUUCCUGGGCGGAUAUUCGGGCCGGGUUGCAGCAAGAUGCUUGAUCCAAGGCGGCCAGUAUAUCAACUUGUCCAGCGAUAUGAAGUUGAGUGCUUUGCCAGAGAGCUUUAUUGAAAGUGGUUGCACUUUCUCCUCGCCGAAACUGCAAAGAUCAUUCUCAGAGAAGCCUGGUAGCCUCCACGCCUCGGUUAGGCAUGUCAUCGACUUCAUGAAGAAGCACAAAAUGCUGGAGCAUGUAGAGCCCUACGCUACUUUCCCUGUAGCUGAUGUACAGGCAGCUCUGAAGUAUUGCAAAGAGACUGAUACCCGCGCUAUAGUGGACCUUCAGGCUCCGGGUCAAGUUCCAAUCGUGCUCCCACUUCCAGAGCUUGCCGCUUUGCCGGCGGAUCAGACUUACAUACUGGCUGGUGGACUAGGAAAUCUUGGCCUUGCGCUUGCUGAAACUUUAGUAUUGUCUGGAGCCCGCCAUUUGGUAUUCCUGGGCCGAUCUGGUGGGGUUCAGCAUGAUCAGCAACUCGCCCUUGAUCGGCUUCGUGGCCGCGGAUGCAGCAUCGAUGUGGUUCGCUGUGAUAUUUCCAGGAGAGGAGACAUUGAUCAUCUUGAAUCGAAAAUUCGCAACAAAAAGUGGACAGUCGGAGGUGUGAUUCAGUGCACAACGGUCCUUAAGGACACAAUGUUCGAAAACAUGUCGUUUGAUGAUUGGACCCAAUCGACUGAGUCCAAGGUUCGCGGAACAUUGAACUUACACCAUCUCUUCUCCAAGCAAGAAAGCUUAAAAUUCUUCGUGGCGCUAUCCUCCGUCGCAAGUGUCAUUGGAAAUAUGGGCCAAGCUAACUACUCUGCUGGAAAUGGUUUCAUUGAUGCUCUCAUGGAAUGGCGACGAGGCAAUGGCCUUCCCGGCCAUUCCAUCAACAUUGGCCUCGUCCCAGAUGCCAGUGGUCUCAGUGAUAUCAACGAAGAUCAAGAGCAGCGCCGCCGCCGCUACAAACACCUUGAGGGUACAGAAAUCAUGACGCACGAGCUUCAGACCUUGCUGCGCGUGAUCAUCAACAGCAAACUCUCUAUGCCUCCCCAAAUUGUAGCUGGCAUGACCGACUCCCUGUCACGCAAAAAUGCUCCUUCCGCGUGGCUUUUCGAUCGAAAGUUCGAUCACCGGCUUGCCCUGGCUGUUGAACAAGACGAGACAACCGAAAUCCUCACCAGUACUUUGCUGAAGGAGUCUGGCUCCGUUGAUGCGGCAGCUCAGAUUGUCGUCGACGCUCUCAGUGAAUAUCUGGCACAUGCAAUGGCUACGACAGCUGAUUCUAUCGACCCGGAUUUACCAUUGUCUGCCUUGGGUGUGGAUUCCCUCAAAGCUACGGACGUGCAGAACUGGGUCUCACGUGAAUUGGGGGCUGAAUUGUCCUCUUUCGAAUUCCUUGGAUCACAACCGACCAAGGCAUUAGCAAGGAAGAUCGCCUCAGCUAGCUCUUUUGUCUCCGAAUCGAGCUGA